ACAAUGGGUAUAUUCUCCUCCAGGAUUCAGCCUCAGAAGGACCUGAUGGAUCUCAAUGGCAAGGUAGCCAUCGUCACGGGAGCAAACUCUGGAAUCGGAUUAUACAUCCUUUUGCAUCUUGUUCGCCAGGGCGCCAAAGUGUAUCUUGCUGCUCGUUCUGAGGAAAAAGCAAAUGACGCCAUCGAGCGAUUAAAAAAAGAGGGUCUUGGGCUCAAUGCUGGCGAGAUUGUGUGGCUCAAAUUCGAUUUGACGGAUCCCACCAAAGCGAAGCAAGCGGCUGAAUGGGUUCUGGAAAGGGAGGAACGAUUGGAUAUCCUUGGGCACUGGGUCGUAGUAAAUAAUGCCGGAAAAAUCAUGAGUCCAUAUGGAAAGACUGCUGACGGUCUUUCAGACAGUAUGGUCAUCAACCAUAUCAGUCCUUUUUUGUUUACUCGGACUCUUCUUCCUUUAUUGGAAUCCACGGCGCGUCAGCCAGGGUCCGAUGUGCGGAUUGUGAACGUUGCUUCUAUGGCCCAUAGAUGGAUUUCGAAACCUCGAUACAACAGCCUGAAAGCCUUCAAUUCGGAUUUCUCUCACACGUGGAAACCGCAGGCCACGCUUUACGCAUACACCAAGCUUGCGAACGUCCUGUGGACAAACCAACUGCAAAAACGUUUUGACAGCGAUGGCAUCCCUAUCGUUGCAAUGUCCGUCCACCCCGGUAGUGUCAUCUUAACUUUCGGUCGCCUUAUCAAUUGGGUUCUCUCUUUAUUCUUCAUCAGUUCGCUUGAAGGUGGAUACACCCCCGCGUGGGCUGCUGCAGCACGAGAAGUACACGACAACCGUGAGAGAUACAAGGCAAAGUAUCUCGUACCGUAUGGAAAAGUCGAAGAAGCUAGUCAGGACGCAAGGAGUGAGGAAUUGGCCACAGAAUUAUGGCAAACGACGGAGAGUGUGUUGAGUGAUUACAAUUGGAUUUAG
Heterobasidion irregulare TC 32-1 is the source of this 960-nucleotide messenger RNA. RefSeq lists its product as uncharacterized. The record is from RefSeq and is a predicted model, not a curated record. The annotation marks the transcript as partial. The transcript has 8 exons. Lineage: Eukaryota; Fungi; Basidiomycota; Agaricomycetes; Russulales; Bondarzewiaceae.